Durotheca rogersii is the source of this 3834-nucleotide messenger RNA. RefSeq names its product WD domain-containing protein. Gene Ontology annotation, biological process: rRNA processing. Gene Ontology annotation, cellular component: small-subunit processome; Pwp2p-containing subcomplex of 90S preribosome. The record is from RefSeq and is a predicted model, not a curated record. Gene Ontology annotation, molecular function: protein binding. Bases 185 to 3313 code for a protein of 1042 amino acids. NCBI's taxonomy places the organism in Eukaryota, Fungi, Ascomycota, Sordariomycetes, Xylariales, Xylariaceae. The transcript has 3 exons.
ACUAGAAGAACUUUUCCUGUGUAUAUCCUCGUUUAACUACUAAAAAUGCUUGCCAACUGGAAGAAAGUUGGUUACGCUACGACUCCGACGUAUUAUAGAAAUACUCCAGCAGCGCAAUCCAUAAUCAUGCAAAUCGAUCUAGGAAUCUAGUUGCCAAUUCGAAUUUGAGCAACGAUUUGUUGCGAUGUCCCAUUCAGAUCAUGACGGCCCUUUGGCUAAGCGUCAGAAGCUCAGCUCCGUCACGAAACCCAAAUCUUCCGCAUCGCAGUCCAGGGUCUUUGCUCCCUAUCGGACUAUUGGCCUCGUCUCUCCCACUAACGUGCCCUUCGCGUCGGUUCCCGUGGGAAAUGUCUCCUUCCAAAUCACCACGUCCACCGGCCGAUCGCUUCAGACUUACGAUCUCAAACGCGGUCUCAACCUCAUCUUCGUGACCCAACCGCAGACGCCAUGUGCCAUCACCGCAACAUGUGCCUCGAAACAAAAGACCUUUGCGGCCUGGGGCGACCCACGCGAGGGGAAUGCCCAGGGCGUCUGGGUCUUUCGCGGGGCUAGGAAGUUCGCCGAGUUAGAACUGCCACCCGAUCUCCAAGAGCCCAUAAAGCAAAUCCUCGUUUUCGGUUCCUGGAUUGUUGCGUGCUGCCUGACGAGGAUAGAUGUGUGGAAAACGGCGACGCUAGAGCAUUACACGACGAUCACUACCAUGACUUCCAAUAAGGAUGGCAACGAACUAACUGGUGGUAUAUGUACCAUGCCGACGUACUUGAACAAAAUAUUCGCUGGCCGCCGAGAUGGAUGGGUUGAGAUCCGGAACAUCUCCACGGGCAAGCUGAUUUACACGAUUUUACCGCCGUCUACUAAGUCUGGUGCUGUCACUUGCAUGCAGCCAACCCCGGCACUCUCGUUAAUGGCAAUCUCGUAUGCGAACGGCUCACUGGUCAUCCACAAUGUACUCACGGACAAGAGGGCGCUUCAGGUGAAGGCGGGCGCCGAGGACGCGCCUGUGACGAGCAUAACAUUUCGGACCGACGGUUUUGGAGCCGGCCAGGAUGGGCGUAGAGAUGGGGUCAUGGCCACCGCGACGCAGUCGAGUGGCGAUGUCACAUUCUGGGACCUCAAUAGAGGCAGCAGGAUUACGAGUGUCCUUCGAAGUGCCCAUUACCCUCCAACACAAGAGGGAGCCUCAGUUCGGGGAGGAGUGAGCAAGAUCGAAUUCCUUAUCGGCCAGCCAGUCAUUAUAACCAGCGGUAGGGAUAACUCCUUGAAGACGUGGAUAUUUGAUGAGACGCCCUUUUCGCCAAUCCCACGAAUUCUACACAGCAGAAGUGGUCAUGCGGCACCGGUCACAUGCUUGCACUUUUUGCCUUCCAACUUCGGGGGCGCUGAAGCAGGCAAUAAAUGGCUUCUUAGUGGCGGCAGAGAUCGAAGUCUCUGGGGUUGGAGUCUUCGCCGGGAUGGCCAGAGCACAGAGUUAAGUCAAGGUAAUAUUCGCAAAAAGGCCAAGAAGUACGGCAUUCUUGCGAAUAACGCCCCGGGUCGCGGUCCGACAACCACCCUCGAUGACUUAAAGGCACCAGAAAUUACCUGUAUAGCGUGCUCGUUGAAUCGCGAUGGUGGGAUCGGUGCUUUGCCUGGCAAGCAGAUGUUGUGGCAAAAAUCUCAAAAUCAGAGGCAACCCGUGGAUGCUGAAAUCAGCGGCAGGACCGGUUGGGAGAGCGUGGUGACAGCACAUAAGGACGAUCCAUUCGUUCGCACUUGGUUUUGGGGCCGGAAGAGAGCUGGAAGGUGGGCGUUCCAAACCGGCGACAGUGCGAACGUGUCCGCCGUUGCCAUGAGCAUGUGCGGAACCUUCGCGGUCGUAGGAUCGGUUGGAGGAUCCAUCGACAUGUUCAACCUACAGUCGGGGCUACACCGCCAACGAUUUCCGUCAAAACUCACGCCAGCGCAGGCCAGGAGGGUCAAGAUGCAACAAUUAAGACAGGCAGACACGGUGGCGCAGCUUCACGCCCGUUCUACUACCGGGUUCGCGCCUGGCACCGGAAAGCAUACACAGGCCGUGACCGGCAUUGUUGUCGACUCCAUGAAUAGUAACGUGAUCAGCUGCUCGCUAGAUGGCAAGGUGAAAUUCUGGGAGUUUCUAACGGGAAAUCUGCUUGAGGAAAUCAGCUGGGUUCCGACGACAGGGGUCACAGGCUCUCGUUAUCAUGCCGCAAACGACCUGAUGGCUUUCUCGUGUGAUGACAACUCUAUCCGGGUUGUUGACAUCGAAACGAAACAGACGAUACGAGAAUUUUGGGGAUGCCGGGACAAGAUCAAUGAUUUCGCGUUCUCGAGUGAUGGUCGCUGGAUAAUAGCAGCUUCUCGAGAUACUAUGAUACGCGUUUGGGAUCUCCCGACGGGCCACCUUAUCGAUGUCAUCCGCCUAGAGAAGCCUUGCACUGCGUUGGCCAUCUCGGCAACAGGUGAGUAUCUCGCUACGGCUUCUGAGGGAAAGUUCGGCGUCGACAUUUGGACCAACAAAGCGCUGUUCGCUCAUGUGUCAACCCGGCAAAUAUCCGAAGAUGCAGUCCAGCAGGUAUCGGGACCGACAGCAUCAGGAGAGGGGGGUCGAGGGCUCAUAGAGGUGGCCUUCGAGGAUAUGGGGUCAGAGAGAAACGAAGACGACGUUGCGCCGCCCGACGUAGACCAGCUCAGCAGCGACAUGAUGACUCUGAGUUUGGUUCCACGAAGCAGAUGGCAGACACUUCUGCACCUCGAUCUAAUCAAGACGAGGAAUAAACCGAUGGAGCCACCCAAAGCCCCAGAAAAGGCCCCCUUUUUUUUGCCGUCGACGGUCAGCGCCGGAGCGCCAAACCAGGAAUUGGUCCAGAGAAAAAGUGAUGAGGAUCAGGGUCAAUCGAGGAUCGUCCGCUUCGACCGCAACAGAGUGGAGCAAGCAUUCACACGCAAACUACAAGCAGGGGCCGUUGGUGGUAAUUUUGACGAAUUCAUCGAAUAUCUGAAAUCUCUUGCCCCGGCUACGGCUGAUCUCGAGUUGCGGUCCCUUACGCCCGGGGAUAGCGACGACUCGAAUGAGCUUCUCCACUUCAUCCGCGCACUUACCAGCCGCCUCAUGACACGCCGCGACUACGAGCUGACACAGGCGUGGAUGACCGUCUUCCUACGGCUGCACUUCGAUCUAAUCCUACAAAGCGACGCCCUCAAGCACGCGCUUGGGGAGUGGAAGAGGUGCCAGGCGGAUGAGUGCGGAAGGUUGGACAGUCUAGUGAGCUACUGUGGCGGCGUAGUCGGUUUCCUCAGGAGCCCUCGGACAUAAGGGAAGGUCGAGAAAAGAGAGCGGUCGAAACUACGACAGUGAAAUGCCGACAUACGGCCCAUGCGAAUCGAGGAGGCUCAUUGAAGCUUCGCGUGGCGUCCCGAGACGGAGAUGGAUGGAAUUAUCUCCAUCCAGAAGUCGGGCACCCCGAUUUAGCGAUCUACCGAACAAACAACGGUAGCAACAAGAUGUAACUUGAUAUAUCUCUUUGGCUAGCAUUGUGAGGUGUGUGGUAGUGCUCGGACGAGCUGAGCAUACUGUGUGCGAACAAAUAGUUGGCACUAGCUGAACAUUUCAAUGAUGUAUUCGACGUUUACCAAUGUUUGCUGGAAUUUCUCCAGAAUUGCUGCUCGUCCCCAGCCCGAUAACGGAACACCUCGCUAACAUGUUGUGCGGCGUCAACGAUUGUGUCUAUGUACCUAUGUAGUACAUGAUAUGUACGUAUCCGAUAAAGAUUGAAAUAUCGGAUGGCUCACCAUUACCGGGGUCCAAUCACACCAUAUAUUAUUAUUACCUAGUGG